UUCAAGCCUUCUGGAGCGGAAAAAGGCUAGAGAAUGGCGGCAGCCGCAGCAGCAGCUGCUUCUGCUUGUGGAAGAAGAGUGCUUGCAGUCUCUUCCUUAUCUGCUACUUUCUGUAGUAGCUUCAGAUCUAUCUCUUCAGCAGCAGCAGAGCAAGCUGCAAAAUCGGGUGGAUUCUCUGCGCGUUUCUCUCGACGCAAGCUUCCUUUCCUUUCAAGGCUUCCAUCAGAGUUGGGUUGUGUGCAGUCUUUGAUGCCACUGCACAGCGUUACUGCUUCUGUGUUGCUCACUUCCAAGCUUUCUUUGAAGACUGGAAGCUGGGGAUGGCUUUCCGAAGGUUUUGCAACGCCACUAUAGCAUGGCCGAUGAGCUUUGACCAAGAUGCAGGCGAUGAUGAUAAUAUCAGUGUGUGCUUGGAUUCUCCCGUUGAAUGAUUUAUUCAAACUGAAAGAGGGUUAUCAGUGGUUACACUGACAAUGUCUUUUCAUCUUUUAAAUGCAAAAACGUCUCGAACCAUUUUGCAA
Magnolia sinica is the source of this 521-nucleotide messenger RNA. RefSeq names its product protein NUCLEAR FUSION DEFECTIVE 6, mitochondrial-like. Gene Ontology annotation, cellular component: mitochondrion. The coding region runs from base 34 to 354 and encodes 106 amino acids. The transcript has 3 exons. NCBI's taxonomy places the organism in Eukaryota, Viridiplantae, Streptophyta, Magnoliopsida, Magnoliales, Magnoliaceae. The record is from RefSeq and is a predicted model, not a curated record.